Messenger RNA from Eufriesea mexicana, 2943 nucleotides. RefSeq names its product Inositol phosphate kinase 2 (gene Ipk2). Gene Ontology annotation, molecular function: inositol tetrakisphosphate kinase activity; inositol-1,4,5-trisphosphate 3-kinase activity. NCBI's taxonomy places the organism in Eukaryota, Metazoa, Arthropoda, Insecta, Hymenoptera, Apidae. Gene Ontology annotation, biological process: inositol phosphate biosynthetic process. The transcript is spliced from 6 exons. Gene Ontology annotation, cellular component: cytoplasm; nucleus. The record is from RefSeq and is a predicted model, not a curated record. The coding region runs from base 849 to 2165 and encodes 438 amino acids.
AUGUAUGAUUUCAGCCAACGAACUGACAAAUAUAAAACUCUAAGAAUGUGGCGGGAACGAUUUUCAUUUCAUGAAAACAAUAGCCCUCUGGUGGAAGCUAGAAGAAUCUUCAUACUGUGACGAAAAAAGCAGUAAUAGAAAAGUAGAAAAACGUCUAGUGGAAGGACGUAUGUUCGUUUAUAAUUAUGUGAAGUUUAAAUUCGUGAAUUUAAUCUUUGUUCCGCCUAAUAUACGGACGGAUUCGAAAUUGUCUACGUGAAAGUGUUACGUACUCGAAUACACUGUAUUGUGUUGUGGACUGGUUAUUGUAUAGGUUAUAAUAAUAUAUAGGCAUGUAAAAUGUCAUAGAUAUAACAAUUGUAAAAGAAGAGUGGCUAAUAAAUUAUUCUCCUGUUAUUUCCAAUAAAUUUUCAAAAGACGAACGAAUAUCACGAUUUGUUGGUAAAAGCGCGAGUUUAGAACAUUCACUUUUCGCAAGCACAUUCUGCCCUCUACCGAUGUAGACGAGUACCUUAAAUACGCUGUUUUAAGUGUCGCGCGAAAUGUUUGUUCUAACUUAUUUUGGUUUUCGAUCAUUUGAAAGAGCAUCGAGAGACUACACCUAUAUAUUAUUCAGUGUGAUGUGAAUUUACCUGUGAUACGAAUAAUGUAAAAUUUUUAAUUGUGGAUUUUCGAGUGAGAAAGAAUAAUCAAAGACGGAAGUAAGACAGCCGAAGAUAAUUAGAAUAAGCUUCGAUGACUAACCGCUGGUGGCUGAGGUGGAUUUUGCAGCGAAGAUAAGAUCUUUGCGAACCGUGCAACUCUUUAAUUGCAGAAGUAAUUACUGCGUACCACUCAGUGCAAUAACGAUGACGACCUUAGACUCGCAGGCCGAUAAAACUUUGUGCCAUCUUGAUAAGCUUUCGAACACGGAGUUAGCUGAAAUUCCAUCCGGCCAUGGACUUCCUGUUGGAAUAAGUCCAUUGGAAUCUCGGGUAGCCGGACAUCCGCCGUUAGACAUCGAACGGCAGACGAUUGGUAUGUUACGUAGGUCGGACGGUCGUGUAUUUAAACCUGUUGUUAAACCAUUGCUUGGGAAAAGGGAAAUCUCGUUUUAUGAAAAUUUACAAAUAUCCCAAGAUCCUGUUCUGUUACAAUUGAAGAAUUAUGUUCCACGAUAUUACGGGACAACAGAGCUGCAAAUUUUUGGCAGACGAGUAACAUUCCUUACGCUGAAAGAUAUUACCGAUGGUAUGGCGGAACCAUGCGUGAUGGAUAUAAAAAUAGGUAGACGAACGUGGGAUCCUUUAGCGACGCCAGAGAAAAAGGCAACGGAAGAAUUAAAGUACGCCGAAUCUAAACGCACUUAUGGAUUCUGUAUAACCGGCUUUCAAGUAUAUUGCGUCUCUUCCGGGCAAUUAAAACAGUUUGGCAAACAUUAUGGAAAGACUCUUGAUGCUAAGGGUGUUGUGGAAGCGCUGAAAAUCUUCCUGAAUAUAAGUCCAGAAAGACCGCCCUGUCGUCAAUUGAUUGUGAUGCUGCUCUCUUUCUUGUGGAAGAUCUUACUAUUCUUUCGUAUCCAGCGGUUGUUCCGCUUUUAUUCUAGUUCCCUAUUGGUGGCAUACGAUGCGAAAAGAUUGCGGUACUAUCACCGUCUAAAUAACGUGAACGCCGGUAAAUUACCCAGCCAUGUAUCCAAGUCAUUUUCCUCCACAAAUAGUCAUGAAAUCACAUCGAAUGUGUUCAAACACACGAAUGACGCGACGAGUAAUUCAGUUUCGAGCACGGUCGAAACAACUAGGAACCGGACAACGGAGAGGGUACACUUUGUAAAGAGAAGCAUCAGUUUGAGCAGCAGCGAGUAUGAUUCGUCAGGAAAGCAAAAGACUCUGAACAGAAGCGGAUCGUGUAGUCCGGACUUUAGAGUGGACCGACUCUGCAGUAUGCAUUCGUGCAGUUUUGAUGACGACAUUAUCAGAAUGAGAGAAAGCUACGAUGAUUUACUCAACGAGCUCACAAGCACCACGGAUGAAAAGCAGAACUGGGUUAGAAUUAACAUGAUCGACUUCACGCAUGUCUUCCCAGCGGAGGAUCAGAAUACUUUGGAUCUAAAUUAUUUAGAGGGAAUCGAGAACCUGAUCAAACUCGUGGAGAUGUUCCUGGUCUCCAAGGAUACCUCUGCAUGAACUAUAUUUAUUACAACGUAGGAAGUUGUUGUUAUACGUUUUCUUUCAAAUCGCAAUACGAAUGUUACACACCUGUAUUUUAUAUUCUUUACUAAAAGUAGAUUGAUUUUCGAGGUUAGGUCAGUGAAAAUCCGCAAGUUUGUAACUCGUGACGAUGCAUGUGCAUUAUCGCGUGAAUAAAGUACGAGAAUGUUUCGCGAAAGCUUAUUGGAUGUCGUGGAAACGGGGCUUAAUGUUCAAAUAUUUGUCGUUUUACAGCUCUCGUGAAACGUUUUCCGUAUUUCUAGUCGGAUUCGUUGCAAGUACUGAAAACUGAAUGUUAAUUGUUUGGCACCAGAGAUUACAUUUGUAAUAUUCACAUCCUUCGGUGCACCUUCACUUGUCUAUAUUCCACAUUAUUAAACACCGUAUUCGUUGCUUUUACAUAUAUGGUCUUACAUAUGUAUACGUGAUUCAUGCAACGAUUGUUGUAGUCAUCGAUUGUUCGUACUAUUUCCUUUUUCUCAUCUUCUUAUCGUGCAGAUCAAAAUUCUAUAAUCGAUCGAACAGAAAAAUUGUUACGUUAAUAUGAAUACCGAAAAUACAAGUGUUAAUGUAAAGGUCGAAUGUCUUUAUUCCUACCCUUUCUGGUAAAUUCAGGAUGUUUGUACCGGAAGCGAAACAUUGUGUCUUACAACUUUUUCACCUACAUAUGAAUAAUAAUUUCACCUAUAAAUAUAUACGUUCGCAGACUGGUAUCUUGGAGAAGAAAUCAGGUACUUACCAUGAUUAAUUCUAU